Exophiala aquamarina CBS 119918 is the source of this 2136-nucleotide messenger RNA. RefSeq lists its product as uncharacterized. Gene Ontology annotation, molecular function: DNA-binding transcription factor activity, RNA polymerase II-specific; zinc ion binding; DNA binding. Gene Ontology annotation, biological process: DNA-templated transcription. Gene Ontology annotation, cellular component: nucleus. The transcript has 5 exons. The record is from RefSeq and is a predicted model, not a curated record. NCBI's taxonomy places the organism in Eukaryota, Fungi, Ascomycota, Eurotiomycetes, Chaetothyriales, Herpotrichiellaceae. Bases 1 to 2136 code for a protein of 711 amino acids.
AUGGAUUUUGACAAUCCAUCUUCGAUCCCUGUGAAGGAGACUUCACGUCCAUAUCGAUCUCAUAAAUUCCCCGCAUGUGACCUCUGCCGCAAGCGGAAGUCUCGAUGCGUGCGAUCCUUGAACAAUCGGAAAUGCGUUCUUUGCCAGAUGCAUGGUGCUGAUUGCACUCAAGAUGGAAUAUCUAAUGAGACUCAAUAUGGUCAGCCCAGACGGACCGUUCACCAGGGCAGAAGCAGUGCCUUACGCGAAGCCCUGUAUCAUGGCCUUCCCACAGCAAAUAGCGGUUCGAACGCAGAAGAUGAACAGGAUGCUACACCUGGUCCUGAUGGGAGCCUGACAACGAGAUCGGUCGAAGCGCAGUCCGGCCACAUCGUAGGACCGGUAAUUGCGCAUGACGUUCAAGUCCUGGAUCAAUACAUGUCUCCAUCGGCCUCUUCGCCUCUAUCGACUCGUAAAUCACAACCCUACAGUGUUUAUUCCAAGGAUCCCUCAAACCCAAUACUCUAUCUUCGUGUCCCUCGACGAAGAGAACUUCUGGCCACUGGCAACGGGACUUCAGGGUUCGCUCAGUGUGAAGCGAUAUCCAAGGUCCUUGAACCACACUGCAAUUCGGUGUUUGAUUUAUAUUUCAGUGAGCUCCAUCCUCCAUUUCCUUUCCUGGAUGAAUCAGAGAUACGACAAGCCCAUAAAAGGUCAGAGUUGCCGUAUCCAUUGCUUUGCGAGAUUUACGCCGCCUCAAUGAUCUUCUGGGAAAGAUCCACGGAUGAUUCAAUGAGAAGUCGACCGCAGCCAGACAUAAAAUAUAUCUGGAGGCAGACCGUCAAAGCCAUGGACGAAGAGUUCACCGCACCUGGGUUCGCAACAAUUUUGGCGUGCAUUUUAGACCUUGCAGGGCGGCCAACGACUCUGGUGACGUACAAUGCACUCAACAUUGGUCGCCUAGCUGCCUUGUCUCAUAGUCUGGGUCUCAAUCGCAGCCCUAGAAAAUGGACGCUCCAUGAUCGGAAAAAGGCGUUACGCAUCAGAACAUGGUGGGCAGUUUUGAUUCAUGAUUGGUGGGCGAGCUUAACCGCAGGGACCCCUCCACAUAUCACUCUUUCGAAUUUUGACGUGGAACUUCCGGAUCUACACCUCCUAGGAGUCCCAACUGAUGAUGACAAAGACAUAAGUUCGAACAAUAAUCAUGCUGGUGCAUGUUCAUUCGUCUUUCUCUGUCGGUUGACUGAAAUCCUUGGAUCUGUUCUGCCUCUAAUCUACAGUUUGAAGCCAACAAGUGCUUCUGAUUUUCAGAAGGUAUUACGCCGUAUCGCAAUUCUUCUCGACGAGUGGGAGGAUUCAAUACCUCAAUGGCUCAACUAUGAGCAUGCUCAAUUUAAGCCUCAUGCACCCGGAGCACUGAACUUGCGGCUUUGUUUCCUAGCAACUAAGAUGUGCAUCUCCCGCCUCUUACUCCUGAAAGCUUCCCAUCCGGAAAGAGCCACUGACCCAGAAAGAAAGCUUUACCUCCAAUCUCGUUGUCGAAAAUCGGCAGAAGCUGUGAUAGAAUUCACAACGGCAUUACAGGAAGACGAUCUCCGCGUCUUCUGGCUUCCAUCUUCUCAUUUUGCGUCUGCCACCACCCUUUUGCUCGGGUGCGCGUUAGAAGCGCCAAGUGACGAGAUAGCACAUGGUUGCGUUUUAAAGGCUCAGGGAAUGGUUCAGUAUCUUCGCAUGGUUAAGAACGACACGGGUUGGGAUCUGGCGGAUGUCUGUCUUGCGCAAUGCGAAACGAUUACUCACCGGAUGAGUGACGGAACGUACCUCGAUUUUCGAAGGCAGCGAGCGGCGCGCUUCCAAAAUUCGAGCAUCUCACAGCCUUCCGCAAGCAACACGGGCAGUUCUUUGACACAGAUGACGCCGAACACAGAUGAACCAAUUACCGAUGUACCUGGAGGUACAGAGUUACCUAUACAAUCUGGAGAUGCAGCGGAGGAGCUUCUCGAUGUUAGAGGCAGUCAAUUUGACUUUGGGGCACAGGAGGUUGGUGGUCUCUAUGGGUUAAACACUUUACUGGACAAUCAAUGGGGAGAAUUCGGAUACAUCUCAGAACCUCACAUGUGGGAGUAUUCUGGUUUGGGUGAGCAUCCUAAAUUCUAG